Messenger RNA from Xyrichtys novacula (pearly razorfish), 5974 nucleotides. The record is from the annotation of a GenBank genome assembly. Lineage: Eukaryota; Metazoa; Chordata; Actinopteri; Labriformes; Labridae.
GUUCCUGGUACUCGUAGUCCACAUAAUAUGAUCGUUUCCGUGUGUCUAGCCGACGUUAGGUGUUGGAAUCUGCACUGCAAAGACAAACACAUGUGAAAUUAUUUACCAGGUAGGACAAACAGCUCGAUUCUACCGGCUCGAGCCUUUUGAACUUUUCAUUUGCACAAGACACGUCAACCAUAUUUAUUUGGUCAUUCUCAGUUAUUGAAAUGUGAAUGUAGAAGCUAACGUUACAACCAGUGUGCAAAAUCGGCGCUUACAUGGCGAUGCAUUUCCUUUUGUUCAGCUAGCUUAUGUAAAGAAAUACUGAAGCCCAGUGUUCACAACUAUCACUCAUUUUUAAUAAAACAGGGCGACUGGAAGAUUUGAUGAGGUUGUCCUCUUAGCUGUUUCCAAUUUUAGAUCCAGUGUAGCUGCAGGUUUACGACCAAACUCGACACGUCGACAUUUAUACGGCUAGUGUUUCUGAAGUUGCAUAUUUAUCUGCCUAACGCCUCAGCUGUAUAAAUGUGAAACCUGUACCUUAUAUUAGCAGUGAGCUAUGACAGUUAGCAUUAGCAUUUUUGCUUGUCGCAGUUAUGUUGUUUACAUCCGGUAAUGGGAGUCUGUUGGCUAAUUUGCAUGACUGUAGUUGAGUUAGUUAAAGGUAGCAGACCCAGCUGACAGGAGGGCUAUUGUGGGGCUGUUUGCACUACAUUAACUGCUUUUUAGGGGGUGUGAGCUCCGACUCUGCCAUGUUCACUAACUGACCUGUCUUUUGUCUCCCAGGGUUGUUUGAAUUUAUGGAAACAUGUCAAAGAAACGAGGCAGGUAAGUCUGGUAAAACCACUGACUCAGCUAUAUUCAAGUUUGUGACAUUUACAGCUUCUGCCAAAACUAGUCCAUUGGCCAUGAAACACACAAUAUUAAUGUCUCCUUAUGACUAACUUAAGUAAAAGAGACCUUAUAAAUGCUUUGAUAUUUCCAUACUGUUAUUUAUGAAGCCUAAGACAGCUUCCACAGGACAAGUGUCAAAUAAAGUGACAUACAGCGUGCCACAAGACUGUCCGUUUUACAUUUUCCACAGCAAAAAUCUACAGAUAGGGCUAAAUUUAAAGCUUGAAAGAAAGCAAUUAAGUAUUUUUCAUCUAGAAAUUUUAUUUACAUACGCAGAGUACCAAAGAGACUUGAGGGACUGCUUUGUUUACUAGGCUGCCAAAAUCUAAGAGUUCUUCAGUGGGGUUUUAACUUCUUUUCACAGUAUAAAUGACACAGCACCAGACACUCAAACUUACACUGUAAACAAAUCUUCUUUUGACUUUUUACGGACACAUGUUAGUUGUAUCCCCUAUUCUAUAAUUUAGAGUAAACAUUUACAAAUAGUCUUAGUGUCAAAUAGGUGUGGUGCAAUAAUAUCUCAGAGAUGUACAGAGUUGCCACUUUGCAAAUGGAAACACAGAACCAGGAUAAAGGUGUUAGAAAGAAAUCCUUACAUGGAAAAGACGUGUACAUUGCGUUAUUUAUUUAAUCUCUCCAGGCAAUUCUUAUUGCUGUUUGAUGGAAGGUGUCAUAUUUAUAGUCUUGUGUUUAACAGCACUAAAGCAAGUUUUCAUUUGUAGGAACAUGACUUAUCUUUUCAGAAAUCAAUUAAGCUGGAGCACUUUGAAGUGGAGGCAGAUCUCCCAUGAUAGCAUGUGAAAAUUAUAGCUAACAGACAAGCUCACACCCUUGGGCCCAUAUGUAGCUUUUCUGUUGUACAGAGUCCUUAUUGUUUUGAAAAACAACCCCAUAUUGACUGAUAAUUUCAUCUUCAUAGUCAGAAUGCAUAACCCAUCUUAAGUACUGACAGCUUCACGGAGCUCACCCUACUUUAGAUCUAAAACUGCUAUAUGACCUAACCCUUUUCUUCACAUUCAAAGGAAACGUAGCAGUGGAGAGCUGAGUGAGAGCUCAGCGUCAACCCUGAGCCCGGAUCCAGACAACCUGCUGGGCCGCAGGAUUCAGCACACCUGGAGAGAGAAGGGGAAUGUGACCAAGUGGAAAGGCACCGUCCUGGAGCGGCUCACGGUGAACAGCUCCCUCUACAUGGUCAAAUAUGACGGCUUUGAUUGUGUGUACGGCAUCGAGCUCUUCAAAGACGGCCGAGUGUCCAACCUGCAAGUGUUGGCAGAGAAAGUUUGUGAGUAUUAAACAGUUCAUCUGAUAUCAUAGACAUAGCUUUGUUUUUAGUCUUUUUGUAUUUAGAAAUUGAGACAUAUUGUCCAUUAUCUUUUGAUUCUUGGUCAUGUUUAUGCAGUGUUUGUCACCACAGCAGGAAUGAUUCCCAGCAGUCCUUUUUUGAAGGCUUUUCUGUUUGAAGUUUGAGGGUUUUUUCUUUCUUCCCUACAAGUGUUGGGACUGUUGUUGCCAAUAGUGUUCUUCUUUUGUUGAUUUGAAAUACAGCACUGUUCGCUUAAAAAGAGCCCUGAAGUCAUGUCACAAAAGCAACAGUUUUUGAUUAGUUAUCUCUUGAAAUGAUAACACCAAAAGUGUGAUCACUUUAACCCAAUCAACACUUGGUUUUACCUCAGUCAGUGGAGUUUGUCAAUCUUUGUCUUAUAUAUAUGUCAGUCAGUAGUCUGUAUCAAGGUCACUUGGAACAUUUCCGUACCUAAGUGUGCUAAAAUAGCGUGCAUUUUUGUGUCGGUUUAUCACAAGCAACUGCAGCAAAAUCCAUUUUAAUGCAUGAUUGUCAAGUUAGAGGAAGUCUAGGGGCUGUAAAUAUUUAUGAACUGUUCUGUUUUAAGGAAAUAUUGAGCAAAUAUUCUGCUGUGGGCUUUUUUCAGAUUUUAUUUCUGCUAUUUUAGUAUUAUUAGAGGAAAAUAUUAAUAAAUUACAAUAAAUAAGUGAGCCUGUUCUGAGUUAUCUAUGAUCUAUUGCUAUCUAUUUAGUUAUAAAACUUACCAAAGCAUCUUUUUUCAUAGUGAACAAUAAAAUCAAGGUGCCUCCUGGGGCAGAGGAGCUUGUGGGCCGAGCAGUGGAGCAUUUGUUUGAGAAGGAGGACGGGGAGAAAAACGAGUGGCGGGGCAUGGUGCUUUCCCGAGCCCCCAUCAUGACCCACUGGUAUUACAUCACCUAUGAGAAGGACCCAGUGCUGUACAUGUACCAGCUGUGGGACGACUACAAAGAUGGAGAUCUACGUGUCCUGCCUGAAUCAGGUACAGUAUCAAGAGUUGUGUGGAGAGUUUGAAUAAAACUGUUUAUUGUUUCAUAAUUCAGAAACUGCUGGAAGGUGGGAGGAAGAGAAUGGGACUAAUUUACAUAGUCAGCAUUACAAAACACUCUAUUCUCUAUUCUAUUCUCUAUCUUUUCUUUCCCUGAUCAUUUUGUGCUGAGAUUCCAUUUGAUUUAAUGAAAAGAAAGUAUGUUCUGUCAUGGGCCCUCUUUUUUUCUACAACACCAGUCCCAAAACAAUUGAGACGCUGAGUUAAUUUUUUAAUAUAAACAGAUUUUUAAUGGUGUGCAAAUCAUUUAAACCCAGUAUUUCAUUUGAAAUGUGGAAAAAGUUCAAAAUGUUGAUACAAAGGAGUCAUUGUCUUGUGAAAACCUUAUCCUCUGUUUAAACUAUGUUUCAUGUUUCAUGUUUGUUUAUGUUUGUUUAUUUAUUUCAUUUCAUUCAUGAUACAUGAUAUAAUACAUUGCACUCAUCCUUUUUUUUUUUUUAUUGUAUUUUUUUUUUCUCAUGUAAUCAUGUGAAAUGAAAAGGAGCAGACAGAAGACAAGUCUUAUGUACGACUGCCCCUUCACUACAACACAUUUAUCUAUGUCAACCAGCCAGCAAUUGAUCAAAAUAUUAUGUAGUUAAGGUCCAAAAAAUACCACAAACAAACAAACAAAAGAAAAAAACCAAACAAAAAAACAAUAACAAAAAAAACAAAAAAAAAAAAAACAAACUGACACAUCAUCAGUCAUCCACUUCAUCCAAUUCAUAAUUUUUGAUUUUCCCUCUUUUAAACUUUUUCUUAAACUGAAACAUUGUUGUACAACUCUUCAACUCAGUAUUUUGCGAAUUCCAUAACUUAAUACCUGCAACAGAGAUACACAUCUGCUUUAGCGUUGUCCGAGCAAACUGGUGUUUAAAAUCAUAUGGUCUCCUGAGGUUUUCACUCUCUGAGCUAAUUUCAAAUAACCCUUGCAGCUGUUUUGGUAAAACUUUGUCUUUCGCUCUGAACACCACCAGAAGUGUUCUUAGCUCCAUUAAGUGUGUUAUUUUCAGUAAGCCUGACAACAUAAAAAGUCUAUUGGUAUGUGCUCUGUAAUCUUCUUUAUGAAUAAUUCUCAAUGCUCUUUUUUGUAGCUUAAUCAGGGGAGUAAUAUUCGUCUUGUAUGUAUUGCCCCAUACUUCCAAAAGUAAAAUAUGGUAAAACCAGUGAACAAUACAACGUUCUCAAAGUGCUUGUAUCCAAAUCAUGUUUUACUUUGUUCAAAAUAAAAAGGCUCUUGGCCACUUUCUUCUUUCUUCUUGGGGCUUUGCACUUAGCACGUUUUAGAAACAUAAAUGAAGCUAGUUUUUGUCCCCACUCUUAAAAUAAUAAAAAAAAAAAAGGACUAUAUUUACAGAUUUGUACCAUCUUACUUUUUCGGCGCAUCCUUCUGUUAGGGUUCCAAGCACCCAUCCAGCCUGAAAGAAUUGAGAUAUAUGUGAGAUAAUUUACAGUCUGAACUCUGAAAAGCUGAAUUUUACAAAUAAGAAAUUGUACCCCCUUGAUUCACUGCUUUUAUUUUGUCUUUAAGCCAUCUGAUUGUCAUUUAUCUGUCUGUCUUUUAUCAGAAAACAAACACCUGCUCCCAGCAGACAGGAAGCCAGGUGAGGAGCCAGAGAGCCUUGUGGGUAAACAGGUGGAGUACGUAACAGAUAAUGGCAUCAAAAGGACGGGCUUGGUCAUUUACCAGGUCCCAGCAAAGCCCACAGUAUACUACAUUAAAUAUGAUGAUGACAUCCACAUCCACGUCUAUGAUUUGGUGAAGACCACCUAGUACUGACUGUACACUUUUUCCACUGAUGGCUCAUCUGCGACCUGACCAGUCGUUACCUGUGAAAGUGUUACAUAUUUCAGUUCUUCUCUAGUUGGAGAUGAUGUGCCGAAAUUCAAAACCGCCAUCUUCUUUUAAUUUUAAUUUUAUAAUCCCACAUUGCAAGACAUGUUGGCGUUUGAUUCUCAGUUUGAAGUCAACCUUGAAGUUUGACUACGAGGUCCUCUCCAUUGUAAAUAAUGCAGUCAGAGAGCCCAGCAGAUGAAAUGGAGUGAGGAGUUUUGUGAAAUCAUUCUUGUAUAGUGAAACUUUCAGACUCCAAGUUCAUACUUUUGCUAAAAAAAAAAUCACAGCAAACCUAGAAAAGUCAUCUUUCUUACCAACAGCCCCGUGUUUUACCCACAACCCUUUUUAAAAUGCCUGUGCUAUUUAUUUCAUCUGGAAUAUCUCGCUGUUCUGAUGGUAACAUUUUGGCAAACUUUGUCUGCUGUGCUUUAUGUGUGUCACUGGGUAGGCCGUUCAGUUCAUUGAAUAUAGGUGUAAUAUUCAUUUAACAAGUGUGCUAAUUUUACCAUCACAGUGAAGUCGCAUUUCAGUUGAAGUGUAUAGACAUUGAUGAGCAGUGACUGUCUCACUUCUCACAUUUAAAACAGAUUAUUCUUUCUAAAAUCAUGUAUCAUAUAUCUUUUUGUUUCCACAUGUAAACUGCAAGUUUUCUACAUUAAUAUAAUAUAUGAAAAAAUAUGGUGUUGUUGUUGAGUUGUUUCAAGGUGUUUGUGCUACACGAUAUUUAUGUAGUUCAAAUUGGCCUCCAACAUUGUUUAGUAUUUGGACUAAGGUCUUAAUAUUAUUAUUUGCCAAAAAAAUGAAUGAUGUGAUAUGAUAUAUACAGGCCUGUUCUUUGUGACCUGAAUCAUGUUCUGUUCUGUAAAUAUAAUCUGAGACAUUUUUAUGAAUAUAAAAGAGAGCUGCUUGAAAAUAA